Messenger RNA from Oppia nitens, 720 nucleotides. RefSeq names its product DNA damage-regulated autophagy modulator protein 1-like. The coding region runs from base 4 to 720 and encodes 238 amino acids. The record is from RefSeq and is a predicted model, not a curated record. The transcript is spliced from 3 exons. Lineage: Eukaryota; Metazoa; Arthropoda; Arachnida; Sarcoptiformes; Oppiidae.
UUUAUGAUUAUUAGUGUUGCUUUAUUACCCAUAAUUUUAUGGCCAUUGGGUAUAAGUUUGCAACAUUUUGAACCAUUUUUACCAUAUAUUAGUGAUAUGGGUGUGACAGCACCGGCCGCAUCACUGUUCACUUUGAUGCUAAUUUUUGCAGCAAUUUUGUUAUUAAUAUUUACAACAAUUAGAUAUGAGAUCAUUAAAGAAAAUAUUAUAUCUAAUAAUAAUUUAACGGAUCAAACAAUUCGAGACUUGAAAUCCUUAAAUAAACAUUCACUAAGAACCGGGAUCUGUAUGUCGUUGGGUAUCAUUAUGGUGGCCUCGUUUAGGGCAUCGGAAACACUACUAGUGCUAACUGUCCACGGAAUCAGUGCUUUGAUAAACUUCAUAGCAUUUAUCUGCGAUAUGUAUUUUCAAAGUCGUGUAGCAAAUUUAAUGUCCGAUCGACGCACUGGUAGAUUAAGACUAGCAAUGGCUAUAAUAGUCAUAACAAUGCUUAUAGCGGUGUUAGGAUUUGCCGGUUGGGCUGCAAUGGUAUCACCGCCCGAAUUGCAAGAGUUUAUGGCAACAGAGAAUCGGCUUAAAUGGAAAAGUAGUCAAAAUGGUUAUGCGUUUCAUAUAUUGUCCACUGUUUGCGAAUGGAUAUUAAUAUUAACUUAUUGUCCAUAUUUUUGGACAUUUAUAUCACAGUUUAAAGUCUAUACAAUAAACGAAAAAUUAGGGUGA